Messenger RNA from Symbiodinium sp. CCMP2592, 804 nucleotides. The record is from the annotation of a GenBank genome assembly. NCBI's taxonomy places the organism in Eukaryota, Dinophyceae, Suessiales, Symbiodiniaceae.
AUGUCUCAAGCGGUGCUGGCCACCCGCAAUGCUGCAAGGUUUACAGGCGAGAUUUCCUCGCUUACAAAAGCAGCGAAGUGGCAGCAGGCAGUUCGCAUCUUCGCGGGCUAUGAGAGCUUGUUUGGGCUGGACAUCCGCGCGACCAGCGCGGUGUUGGGAGCCUGGCAGAGGGGCAGCAGCUGGACGCAGGCCGUGGCACUGUUCCAGCGCGCGAAGUCAGCACGUCUGCACCUGGACACGGUUGGCUUCAGCAGCCUUGCGUGGGCCUACGAACGGGCCACGCAGUGGCGUCGCGUCCUGGCGCUGUUGCAGGAGAUGCCUCGCCACGGGGUGCUGCCCAAUGCCGUCACUGUCACUGCAGCCCUGCGCGCUUUGGGGCGCAGUGGAGGCCAGUGGCCCGCCAUGUUGGAGCUGGUGGAACGGUCAAGAGAGUCCAAGCUCUUGGACCGCUUGGGACUUGAAGCCCUGGCGGCCGGCCUGCUACGCAGUGGUUGCUGGGAGAGGGCGCUGUCAGUGCUCAGGACCAUGCCUGGCUUGCCCAGCCUCGCCUCCUGCAGCAUGAUGACCAGCUGCUUCGAAAAGGCAAGGAUGUGGCGAGAUGCCGUGGCAUUGCUCGCAAACAUGGGCGACAGCCUUUUGCAGCCGAACUCCAUCAUGAUCAACAGCCUGUUCAGCAACUUCGAGGUAGCCUCUCUGUGGACCAGGUCAUUCCGAGCUUCGGGUGGAUGCUGUUGGCCUCACCGCUGCGUUGUUCAGCUGCGAGGAAAGCGGCCGAGGUGCUGCAGUGUGGACGGUCCUCCGUGA